CGGUUUGGUGUCCUUUUUGUUGACCCGUAAGAGAUUAUUGAAAGUGAAAAGGUGUGUAAUUUCAUAUUGCAUUGUCGUUCCCUUUCCCUGUUCACCUUUGUCUUCCUUCGUACGUUUCCAAACACAGUUUCUUUCUUCCUUCGUCUUCUUUCUUCAUUUUCUCAAAUUCCCUUUUUUCGUAUUUGCUUCUUUCUCUCGGUUCAACCACAGAAAAAGUCGGCCUCUUUUUCUUUCGCUCGUUCACCCACAGAAAAAAGUCGGCGUCUUUUGGACUUCUCAUGGCACUUGAACCCAAACCCGAACCUGGGUUUUUCCAGAGCUCCGUUUCUACUACUUCUCAAAAGCAUUACAGCGAAAUGAGUAUCUCGGAGCUUGUGGCGCGUCUGCGUGUGGUGUAUCAAGUUGAGGACUUUGAUAAAAUAGAAGAAGAAUUGAAGAACAGAGAAGACAAGGUGAGGGUAGAGAUUGGGUCACUCAAAGUCAUGCUCGAAUUGGAGAAGCUCAAUAGCAUUGAAAUAGAAGGAAGAUUGAAAAUCAGAGAGGAGCAAUGUAAAAAGGGGAAGCAAGCCCAGGAGAAUUAUGAGCUGUUGUUGAAGAGUAUGAAACAAAGUGGGUUGGAUAUGGAUGAGUUAAAGAAAAGGAACGUUGCUUUAGAAGGUGAAGUUUGUGAAUUGAAGAAAAAAAUGGUAGAAGAUGUCAAAUGUGUGACCGAACUAAGAACCGAGAUCAGUAAGUUGGAGGAAGAGAAGGUUCGGGAAAAGAAUGCUCUCAACAUGAUGAACACUGAAUUGAAGGAAGAAAUUAAGAAGAAUUUGGCUGAGAUAGAGAGGCUGAGGACUGAAAAUGAUAAAUUGACAGAUGAGAAGCUCGAACGUAAGACAGCAUUUCAGUUUUUGGAGAGGAAAUAUGGUGAACUCAGUGCAAGUGUUCUGAAGUUAGAAGAUGAUGUAAAGCUUUUGAUGAGUGAAGGUGCCUCUGAUUGUGGGAACACUGAACAAGAGCCUAAUACUGGAGUUUCUUUUGCUGUUAAAGCUGAAGAGGUUUUCGAUGAUUACGAGCUUGAAAAUGACACUGGGGAGCCUGUUCCUUUCACAAAGACUAAAGAAACUCAUCAGUAUGUCAAAAAAGGGUACAAGGAUCUUGCAUCAGAAAAUGAGGUCAUAGCCAUAUCUGAUGAUGAUGACGAUGAUGAUAAUGGUGUUCCAAAUCAAGGAUUGCAUAGAGAAAAGGCUAUUCCUCAAACUAUUGGAGAAAAUGAACAUCCACAAAGGGUUGAAACGUUCACAAGAAAACCUACUUCUGAUAACCAGACAUCUUCUAGAUCUACAUCCAGUGGUGAUUUAUAUGAAAUGGAUCAUCUUAAGAGAGUUAAAACUUCACCGGCCAAUACAUACCAUUUGCCAGACAGCUACUUCCUCGUUCGCAGAAUCUAGAGCAGGUGCUUCUCUAGCCAAUCUUAUAUUAGUUCUUAGUUUAAAGAUACUAGCUUCUUGGGAUUAUAUAUAUAUAUAUAUAGCUAUGAUAGUCACACUUUUUAUGUAAAAAAUGACUGAUCUUUACUAAAGAAUCAGACUGAUGAAAGCUGAAAUUCUACGUUUUGUUGCAAGGAUUAAAUGGUUUUGAUAUGUGAACACAGACUUAAAUGGAUAUGUUUUUAAUUGGAUGGAUAUGUAAUGAGAGUUUGGGGACUCUGUAAAUUAAAGGAACAUAUCAACCCUUCAUAAUUAGUUAUAUAAUAUUCUUUUACACUUAAUCUUGAAUAACUGGUAUAUAUAGUUUGUUCACAAAUAAAGUUAUAGCUGAAAACCAGUGAGAUAUGAUUGCUCCAUAUUCUGGACUAUUGAGAAGGGAUUGCUGUUAAUCUUAAAGAUGAUGAUAAAGAUCAACAUAAAAGCAAGGAUGCAUUACAUGUUGAUUGCUGUCAUGUUAACCAUUGAGCAUGCUGAUAUGAAAGGAUGGAAAAAUUUGUGGUUAGAAUGUGAUUCUUAGUAGGUGAAGGCUUUUAAUAACUCUUCUUUGGUUUCUU
Vigna radiata var. radiata (mung bean) is the source of this 2026-nucleotide messenger RNA. Its product is annotated as gelsolin-related protein of 125 kDa. Lineage: Eukaryota; Viridiplantae; Streptophyta; Magnoliopsida; Fabales; Fabaceae. The transcript has 3 exons. Bases 279 to 1433 code for a protein of 384 amino acids. The record is from RefSeq and is a predicted model, not a curated record.